GCGGGCCCCCGCGCAGCAGGGCCCUGGACCGGCGCGGCUCCCUGGGAUGGUGAGCAAGGCGCUACUGCGCCUCGUGUCUGCCGUCAACCGCAGGAGGAUGAAGCUGCUGCUGGGCAUCGCCUUGCUCGCCUACGUUGCCUGUCUCACGUUGUUGCCUAGGCUGGGGUACAGUGGUGCGAUUAUGGCUUACUGCAGCCUCAACCUCCUGGGCUCAAGCGAUCCUCCCACCUCAGCCUCCUGAGUAUCUGGGACCACAGCUGUUUGGGGCAACUUCGUUAAUAUGAGUUUUCUACUCAACAGGUCUAUCCAGGAAAACGGCGAACUAAAAAUUGAAAGCAAGAUUGAAGAGAUUGUUGAACCACUAAGAGAGAAAAUCAGAGAUUUAGAAAAAAGCUUUACCCAGAAAUACCCACCAGUGAAGUUUUUAUCAGAAAAGGAUCGGAAAAGAAUUUUGAUAACCGGAGGUGCAGGGUUCGUGGGCUCCCAUCUAACUGACAAACUCAUGAUGGAUGGCCAUGAGGUGACGGUGGUGGACAAUUUCUUCACGGGCAGGAAGAGAAAUGUGGAGCACUGGAUUGGACAUGAGAACUUCGAGCUGAUUAACCAUGACGUGGUGGAGCCCCUCUACAUCGAGGUUGACCAGAUAUACCAUCUGGCGUCUCCAGCUUCCCCUCCAAACUACAUGUAUAAUCCUAUCAAGACAUUGAAGACGAAUACGAUUGGGACAUUAAACAUGUUGGGGCUGGCAAAACGAGUCGGUGCCCGCCUGCUCCUGGCCUCCACUUCUGAGGUAUAUGGAGAUCCUGAAGUCCACCCUCAAAGUGAGGAUUACUGGGGCCACGUGAAUCCAAUAGGACCUCGGGCCUGCUAUGAUGAAGGCAAACGUGUCGCAGAGACCAUGUGCUAUGCCUACAUGAAGCAGGAAGGCGUGGAAGUGCGAGUGGCCAGAAUCUUCAACACCUUUGGGCCGCGCAUGCACAUGAAUGAUGGGCGGGUGGUCAGCAACUUCAUCCUGCAGGCACUUCAGGGGGAGCCGCUCACGGUGUACGGAUCUGGAUCUCAGACAAGGGCGUUCCAGUACGUCAGUGAUCUGGUGAACGGCCUCGUGGCUCUCAUGAACAGCAACGUCAGCAGCCCAGUCAACCUGGGGAACCCAGAAGAACACACAAUCCUAGAAUUUGCUCAGUUAAUUAAAAACCUUGUUGGUAGCGGAAGUGAAAUUCAGUUUCUCUCUGAAGCCCAGGAUGACCCACAGAAAAGAAAACCAGACAUCAAAAAAGCGAAGCUAAUGCUGGGGUGGGAGCCCGUGGUCCCGCUGGAGGAAGGUUUAAACAAAGCAAUUCACUACUUCCGUAAAGAACUCGAGUACCAGGCAAAUAAUCAGUACAUCCCCAAACCAAAGCCUGCCAGAAUAAAGAAAGGACGGACUCGCCACAACUGAACUCCUCACUUCCAGGACACAAGACUACCGUUGUACACUUGAUGGGAUGUAUUUCUGGCUUUUUUUGUUGUUGUUUAAAGAAAGACUUUAACAGGUGUCGUGAAGAACAAACUGGAAUUUCAUUCUGAAGCUUGCUUUAAUGAAAUGGAUGUGCCUAAAAGCUCCCCUCAGAAAACUGCAGAUUUUGCCUUGCACUUUUUGACUCUCUCUUUUUAUGUAAAAUAGCGUAGAUGCAUCUCUGCGUAUUUUCAAGUUUUUUAUCUUGCUGUGAGAGCAUAUGUUGUGACUGUCGUUGACAGUUUUAUUUACUGGUUUCUUUGUGAAGCUGAAAAGGAACAUUAAACGGGACGAAAAAUGGUGAUUUUAUUUAUAAAAGUGGGUACUUAAUAAAUGAGUCAUUAUACUACGCAUAAAGAGAAAUCCCAGCAGUAUUGUCAGGCAGGUGGUGCACCGGCAUUGAUUUUAGGGCAGAUAAAAGAAUCCUGUUUGAGAGCUUUAUGUUUCUCUUUUAAUUCAGAGUUUUUUCAAGGUCUACUUUUUAGUUGCAAACUUGACUUUGACAUAUUUCUGUUGGUUAUUAUGAUCAAGGAUAUUUGAAAUCACUACUGUGUUGUGCUGCGUAUUUGGGGAAGGUGGGGAGGUGGGGGGGACAAAGUUAACAUAUUCUUGGUUAACCAUGGUUAAAUAUGCUAUUUUAAUAAAAUAUUGAAACUCA
Callithrix jacchus (white-tufted-ear marmoset) is the source of this 2156-nucleotide messenger RNA. RefSeq names its product UDP-glucuronic acid decarboxylase 1. Gene Ontology annotation, cellular component: cytoplasm. Gene Ontology annotation, biological process: D-xylose metabolic process. The record is from RefSeq and is a predicted model, not a curated record. NCBI's taxonomy places the organism in Eukaryota, Metazoa, Chordata, Mammalia, Primates, Cebidae. Gene Ontology annotation, molecular function: NAD+ binding; UDP-glucuronate decarboxylase activity.